GCAGCCGGCGGCUCCCCGCCUCGCCUGCCGCGCUGCCUCUCCGGCGCCCGGCUCUGCUUCCUUUCUGGGGUGGGAUUUAGGGCGAUCUCAGUGCUUCCCCGGGGGCGCGUGUGGCGAAGUUAGAGCCAAGGGAGCCUCCUGCCUCGGGACGCUUACGGGAGCGAGCCCCCAUCACCUGCCCCGGAGAGCAAGGCUGUGGCAUUGCAGUUCUUCACCUUAACGCAUCAGAAAUAAAAAGCGAAGGUACUGGUGUGAAAUGUGUCCCGAGAACGUGACGGCUCCGGGAGUGACACAGGUGGUGUUUCACAAGAUGUCUCCUAAUGAGACUCUGUUCUUGGAAAGUACCAACAAGAUCUACAAAGAUGAUAUUUCCAACAGUUCAUUUGUGAACUUCCAAAUAUGGGAUUUUCCUGGACAGAUGGACUUUUUUGAUCCCACAUUUGAUUAUGAGAUGAUAUUCAGAGGAACAGGUGCUCUAAUAUAUGUUAUUGAUGCCCAGGAUGACUACAUGGAAGCUUUAACAAGACUCCACAUCACAGUUUCAAAAGCCUACAAAGUCAACCCAGAAAUGAACUUUGAAGUUUUUAUUCAUAAAGUUGAUGGUUUAUCAGAUGACCAUAAAAUAGAAACUCAGAGGGAUAUUCAUCAGAGGGCUAAUGAUGACCUCACAGAUGCUGGGCUUGAAAAACUUCACCUUAGCUUUUAUUUGACCAGUAUCUAUGACCAUUCAAUAUUUGAAGCCUUCAGUAAAGUGGUACAGAAGCUCAUUCCACAACUGCCAACGCUGGAAAAUCUACUAAAUAUCUUUAUAUCAAAUUCAGGCAUUGAAAAAGCUUUUCUCUUCGAUGUAGUCAGCAAAAUCUACAUUGCAACAGACAGCUCCCCUGUGGACAUGCAGUCGUAUGAGUUGUGCUGUGACAUGAUUGAUGUAGUGAUAGAUGUUUCCUGUAUAUAUGGGUUAAAGGAAGAUGGCACUGGAAGUGCUUAUGAUAAAGAGUCAAUGGCAAUUAUCAAGCUCAAUAAUACAACGGUCCUGUACUUAAAGGAAGUAACAAAGUUUUUGGCAUUAGUUUGCAUUCUUAGAGAAGAGAGUUUUGAGCGCAAAGGUCUGAUAGACUACAAUUUUCAUUGCUUCCGCAAAGCCAUUCAUGAAGUCUUUGAAGUAGGUAUUGCCUCCCACAGAAUCUGCAACCACCAGUCAAGCACCUCAAAUAUGAAAGCAGUGACUCACAAUGGCACACCUAGGAAUGCAGUCUAGAGGAAAACUUAAAGAUGUUGGACAGACUUGUCAGCUCUUCACUCCAAAGUUUCGUGGAACAAGAGAAGAGUAGUCUGAAAGCCUGAGAAGAGCGGCGCUAUCUGUGGAACAGCAGCUUGUAACUCGUGUGGGACAACUGAAACUACUGUAAAAAUACUUUGAGGCCAGUGGAGUUAGAAAUGCAGGUUUGAAACCAGCUAUAAUGCUAGUGCAGUGGUUUUUCAGUUUGGAGUCCUGUUUUAACAGUCUAUCUCUGACUGAUUGCCCGGCCAACACUUCCAAACGAUCAAGUUGAGUUUUAUGUGAAGCAAUGAAGAGUCACUUGCUCAACUUUCUUUCUUUUAAUUAAUCUGUAGAAUAUCCACUUUUGCUUAAGUUUACCUUUUUGUCAUGGAAGGGGAAAGAAAGGAAAGAAAAAGGUGGUGUUAUUAUUUAGGCUUGUGAAACUCAAGCUUUUUGUUUGGUGAGGCUGGUCUCACAAAUCAUUCCAUGAAGUAGUUCUUGCUCUCGCUGGUGUGCUCAGAGUAUUCUCGUGAAUUCUGUACUUGUUGAGUGGAUGCAAGGUAGAGCUCUGUUCUAGUGAUUCUCUGUUUGUUUGGAGAGCUGACCUGGAGCUUCAUUUUAAGAGUUCAUGAUAGUUUGCUUUCAGACCACACUUCUUGGUAUGCUUGAUGGAAGGGAAGUAUUAAGCCCAGAAAUAAACUACCUGCUCUCUUUUGCAAAAACAUGGAUGUCAUCAAUCUAUGUGAUUAAUGCUAUUCACAAAACAACUGCAUGGCUAACUAAACUGGAAUGUUUGCCAUCUGUUGGCAUAAAGCAGCCACUUUCAGCUAUUCCCAAGCAAAGAAAUGACCAAGUUAUUGACUUAUGAUGAUGAAUCUCUCUCUACCCUCGACUGAUAAUCAAGACAGUUCUUAGGAAGAUGUCUGAGGGUGUUAUCCUUGCACAGCAAUUAAAUGUCAGUGUGCCACAACCUACUAAUACUGGCCAUUGAAAGUGCAUUGAUUCUGUAUUGUGGCAAACACCUUCUUGUUUGUUGCCAUGCAAUCUGAGUAGAGUAGUGUGUUUUCUGAUCUUGUGAAUGCUGGCUUUCAUACUAUGGGGAAGUAUAUCUGAAUUGUUUUAAUCUAAUUUAUUGAUAUUGGUAUUAUUACUGCAGAUGUCAUAUUGUACAUCAGCCUUGCUAUGCAGUAAGCUCAGCUACUGGCCCGUAAAGAUCUUGCCUCUUUUUAUCUGUCCCUAUGUGUGCAUAGGUGUUGCAAAGCCACUGGACCAACUUGACUGUACAAGUGCCACUGUAAAAGUUUCUGCCAGAAGAUCUGUUAAUUGUAAGCAAUCUCUGCAACUGAUGUAUUUAUGUGGUCAGGAAUAACUGUGGAAUUGCUUCUAUGCUUAGAGAAUGGAUUUUCAUUGAACUGUGUAAAAAUGGAUAUACAUGCAUUAACAUUAAGGUGUAUGCACAUACUGUGCUAAUGUUUUUUUCCUUUGUUUUAAGGAUGUUGUAUGAUAGCAAAUACAUAAGGGAUCUGCUCCACAGUCAGCAGCAGACUUGGGAAUUCGAGUGCUCUAGUUCAGUUCUUUUAAUAGCAGUUGUAGUUCUGAACUGAAGCUGAGCCCCUUUUUGGUAAUGGAACUGCAGGGUUGUCUAAGGAGGUCCCGUGGGCUUGUAAGAUUGGGUUUUGUCUGUCAUCGUGUUCUGGUACUCAAGGUGAGAGGAGAAGUAAUUGGAAAGAUCAUAGGAAGGAAGAAAUCAUUCCCGGUGCAUGUUCUAAGUCCAUGUAUAUGUUCCUCUCUUUGUCUUUACUCUCUACAUGGUUUUGUGCUAAUAAAAAGACAAAAAGGUCAAGCUGUAA
This is a messenger RNA of Colius striatus (speckled mousebird), 3111 nucleotides long. RefSeq names its product Ras related GTP binding C (gene RRAGC). Gene Ontology annotation, molecular function: GTPase activity; GTP binding. The record is from RefSeq and is a predicted model, not a curated record. Gene Ontology annotation, biological process: regulation of autophagy; positive regulation of TOR signaling; cellular response to amino acid stimulus. Lineage: Eukaryota; Metazoa; Chordata; Aves; Coliiformes; Coliidae. The transcript is spliced from 7 exons. Gene Ontology annotation, cellular component: Gtr1-Gtr2 GTPase complex; lysosome; nucleus. The coding region runs from base 257 to 1258 and encodes 333 amino acids.